Phyllostomus hastatus (greater spear-nosed bat) is the source of this 773-nucleotide messenger RNA. RefSeq names its product beta-defensin 103A-like. Lineage: Eukaryota; Metazoa; Chordata; Mammalia; Chiroptera; Phyllostomidae. Gene Ontology annotation, biological process: cell chemotaxis; defense response to bacterium. The coding region runs from base 278 to 481 and encodes 67 amino acids. The record is from RefSeq and is a predicted model, not a curated record. Gene Ontology annotation, cellular component: extracellular region. The transcript has 2 exons. Gene Ontology annotation, molecular function: chemoattractant activity; CCR6 chemokine receptor binding.
CCGAGGCCCAGAGGGCGAGAGGACAGCUGUGUGCUCAUGUCAGACCUGGCUUCACCCCUCAGGCUCGUCGUUCGCUCCUGGCCCGGUGGGCGUGGCCUGUGAGGUAAGAGACACUGGCAUGAAGCACCGGGAGCUACGUCACGUUGUCAUCACUGUGAUAUUACAGGAAUCGCAGCCUGGCUCACUCUGCCUGUGGCUGCGGACCUGGACCCUUUAUAAAGCCAACAGGCACUUCUUCCCAGCCAGUCUCCCUCCGUGAGCCGCGAAGCCGUCAGCCAUGAGGAUCUACUACCUGGUCUUCGCGUUGCUGCUCUUGUGCCUGACACCCGUUCCAGGCGAUGCAGGAAUCAUAACGAGAGUGCAGAGGUAUUUCUGCAAAGCCAGGAAUGGCCGCUGCGCCGCGCUGAGCUGCCUCCCGAAGGAGGAGCAGAUAGGCACCUGCUCUCUCCGUGGCCGGAAGUGCUGCCGCAGGAAGAAGUGACAGACCCCUGGGCACAAGGAGACCGUCGUCGAGUGAGAAGAUGCCUGCUUGAAGUUCGUCCAAGCCAAGUUCAAUUAAAUAUUUUUUUUUAAAAAAAUCACAAGUUUGACUGUGCUUGUCAAGCCCUGGCUAUUUAGGUGGUUGUGCCAAAUCGGCCACUUAGAAAGUGUUCCUGACGCACCUGUGAUCCAGGUCCAAGUACGAUCUCCUGGAGAAACCCCAAGGGCUCCUGAAUGAGUUUCCAAGGGUUUCUCCUUUUCUGUCGAUUUUAUACCCCAGGGAAAUCAGACCC